Molecule: messenger RNA, 1491 nt
Organism: Phytophthora nicotianae INRA-310
Lineage: Eukaryota; Oomycota; Peronosporomycetes; Peronosporales; Peronosporaceae
Exons: 3
Coding region: 536-1444 (302 amino acids)
Source: RefSeq, a predicted model, not a curated record
CAGGAAAUUGCAUGUGGCGCCUAGAUCAGCGAAUAGGGGCAUUGAUCUCGGGCUUUUCUAUUGCCGAGAGGCGCGUGCUUCUCUUCGAGUUGUUGAAUGCAAUAGGCUCAAGAUGGCAAUGACAUCAUGGUCCGAGGUGGACUAUCGUCGCCAGGUGGCGCGCUCGCGGCGACGACAGCAAGCGUUUUUGGCGCGAGAAGUCACAUCUUGUUCUAGUCCGUCCUACAGCUUCAGCUUCAGCGUACCACGCGCCCAGCGCGUAGCUAUUCAUGCAAAUCGGCUCGCGGCACGGUGGUGCCUUCGUCCAAUGACCAAUGAGCAUUGGUGCUUGCCAUGACACCAUGCGACGGCCUGCCAGCACGCGUGUCGGAGACGACAACGCCAUGCCAAAACGCUCGAGUCAACAAUAGAGCCGACCCAUGUCACAAAAAGCACAUGGGCUCUGUGCGAUUUGCCGGUUUCAGGUGUGAGAAACCUUUCAAGAUCCAGCACCCGUACCUAGGAGACGCGCCCACGACGACGAAUAUCUUCCGCGAUGGCGAACAACGAUGAGCAGCAGACGAACACGGUGGAGCUGCAUCCGAAGCGCACCACAUCGUUCGCCACGCGUCGAAAAAAGAAGCCCCCGGUGCAAUAUGACCUCGCGACGCGCAUCACCAUGGAGCGCGAGAAGACCAAGUACUGGGCUCGGAUCCUGCUGCUGUUUCCACUCGUGCCAGUAUGUCUGGCCCUCACGACCAUCGUUUUCGGUGGGGUGAUCAUCAACGUGGCCACCAACGACUGCAAUGCUGAUCUUAUGAGAUUCAUGCAGGGCGCGGUGGUGCUAAGCCACAUCCUCGUGUGGUUCUACACAUACUGCUGGAUGGGUCCAUGGCCGAUCAAGAGUCUGCGUACCGUGCGUGUCUUCUACCUCGUCUACGGCAUCGUGUGUGUGGUCUGGUGGGGACUCUACGGCACUCUACAGGCCGUCACAGCCACGAGCUCGGGCUUCGAAUCGUGUCUGUCCAUGUCGCCAACGCUGUAUAUCUUCUCGCAGUACGAGGUGGCUGCAUUCUGGGUUGUGUUCAUCGCCGCUGUGGUCUUCUUCGUGAACGAGAAGACAGCGCGCAUGCGGCAAGACAAGCUCGACCAGUGGACGCACAAGAAAGAGGAAGCCAAGCGUGCCAAGGAGAAACAGGAGCAAGAGACUCGCGGUCGCGUGCUGCAAGAUGCGCAGGAGGAAGCUCGCAAACUCGAGGAAGAGCAGCGUCAGAAAAUCGCGGCCGAACAGCAGAAGCUCUACGGCAGCGACGACGAAGAAGAAGACGGGGAACUUGACGGGAACGAGCAAGAUCUCGACGGCGUUAAUGAAUAUGGCAACAACGACGACGGUGACGAGAAGCAAGACGAUGAAGAAGAGGAGGAGGACGAGGAGCAAGUUCCGGUGGCAGGCGAAGCAGUGUAGCCAUCCAGUGUACCCUUCAACUUCAAUUUGACGUUUUUGCACCCAAA